Molecule: messenger RNA, 2773 nt
Organism: Populus nigra (black poplar)
Lineage: Eukaryota; Viridiplantae; Streptophyta; Magnoliopsida; Malpighiales; Salicaceae
Exons: 21
Coding region: 82-2697 (871 amino acids)
Biological process (GO): proteolysis
Molecular function (GO): metalloexopeptidase activity
Source: RefSeq, a predicted model, not a curated record
AUAAGAGUUCCUUGUCAUCGUGUUUUCCGUUCCAGUGUCGGAAGACAAUUUCCAUAGGAAAAAGGAAAAAGAGAAACAGAAAUGGCGUUGAGGCUGAGCUCAAGAGAUGUAGCUGGAUUCAAAUUCCUCUUCUUUCUAGCGACCAUCUUCAGUCUCAUAUCGGUUCUUGUUUACUCCACAAUUCACAUGAAAUUCAUCAAGCCUCUCGAGAUCGACGCCCCUCUCGAUCGCUUCUCCGAGGCCAGAGCCAUCCAACAUGUUGCAGUUCUAACCAAAGACGGCCGUCAAGAAGGGCGUCCCGGAUUAAGAAAAGCGGCGGUGUAUAUUAAAGAACAGUUAGAAAUGCUAAAGGAGAGAGCUGAAUCCAAUAUCAGAAUUGAGGUUGAAGAGGCAACUGUUAAUGGUACAUUUAAUAUGAUGGUUCUAGGGCACAGCAUGUCUUUCUCUUAUAGAAACCAUAUAAAUAUUGUUGCCAGGAUAUCGUCAGCAGAUUCGCAAGAAACUGACCCGUCUGUUUUAAUUAAUGGCCAUUUUGAUAGUCCUCUUGGUUCACCAGGAGCUGGUGAUUGUGGUUCAUGUGUUGCAUCAAUGCUGGAAUUAGCUAGAGUUACUGCAGAAUCGGGCUGGAUUCCUCCUCGACCUAUUAUUUUUCUUUUUAACGGCGCAGAAGAACUUUUUAUGUUGGGUGCACAUGGGUUCAUGAAGACACAUAAAUGGCGUGAUUCAAUUGGAGCUUCUAUAAAUGUGGAAGCAUCUGGGACAUCUGGUCCUGAUUUAGUCUGCCAAUCUGGACCUGGGUCUUGGCCUUCUCAAUUAUAUGCAGAGUCUGCAGUAUAUCCCAUGGCACAUAGUGCUGUUCAGGACGUCUUUCAUGCUAUUCCUGGAGAUACAGAUUACAGAAUAUUUUCCCAUGAUCACGGAAACAUUCCAAGCCUGGAUAUUAUCUUUCUUCUUGGUGGUUAUUACUACCAUACAUCCUAUGAUACAUUGGACAAAUUACUACCUGGGAUCAUGCAAGCACGUGGAGACAAUUUGUUCAGCAUACUGAAAGCCUUCACAAAUUCUUCUAAGCUACGAAGUGCUCGAGAGAGAGAAUAUCUUAAAGCUUCAAUCAAUGACUACAAGGAUGAGAGGGCUGUUUUCUUUGAUUUCUUAUCAUGGUUCAUUAUAUUCUAUUCAAGAAGGGUAGCUCUGGUACUUCAUAGUAUUCCCAUUGUCAUUUUUCUUGUCAUGCCAUUCCUUUUGCAUUUUUGGGAUUCUAGGUCACGUUCUUGUUUUGCAACCUUCUAUGAUUUUGUGAAAGGAAUGCUUUUCCAUGCUGCUGGAAUUAUAUUGGCUAUUAUUUUCCCAGUUAUCUUUGCCACUGUGAGACUGUUCUUCACUAGUUAUGCGAUGAGCUGGUUUGCAUGUCCAUACCUGGCAUUCCUGAUGUUUGUCCCAAGCUCACUUGUUGGUUUGCUGAUUCCAAGAACUGUUUGGGGUUGUUUCCCCCCCUCACAAGAUGUUUCAGUCAUCAAUAAAUCAGAGGCUCUAUCUGAAGAAGCAAGGUUUUGGGGAGCAUUUGGAUUUUAUGCUUGCAUAACUUCGGCCUAUCUGGUAGCUGGGCUCGGUGGAGGAUUUCUGACCUUUAUUGUGUUGGCAUCUAUGCUUCCUGCAUGGAUCUUCUUUUCCCUAUCUGUCAAGUCCUAUGAUCAUCAUCAAUCACCCAGGCCAGCAGUUUUUUAUGUAAUACCUCUAAUUCCAUGUCUCACUUACUCAGCAUAUUUUAGUGGAUCUGUAAUCCAAUUUUUGAUCGAGAAGAUGGGUAUGAUAGGUUUUCUCCCACCUCCCUAUGGGUAUUAUGUUGCUGAUGUUUUCGUGGCAGCAACAAUUGGCGUUGCAACUGGUUUGUGUGUGGGCCCAAUAAUACCUGUGUGUAGUCAGUGGUUAGCUCGGUCUUCAAUCUUGCAGCUCUUGUUGCAUGUUAGUGUGCUUGCUCUGGCUUUGUCAUCUCAAUUCUUUCCAUACAGCAAUCUUGCACCAAAGAGGGUUGUUUUUCAGCAUACGCUUGUUACUACAGAUGCGAUUAGGAUUGUGAACUCCAGCUAUGGAUUUUCUGUUUUAGAUUCCAAUUCUUUAUCAUUUCUUUUCAAAUAUGCUCCUGAAGUGGCAAAGGGACUGCAUAUGGGCCAAGAGUUAUCUUUUGAAACUGCUAGUAUGUCUCCCCGAGAGACCUGGUUGGGAAUUUUUCCAGUGUCUCUUUUGUUUUCGCAAAGCUUAAAGUUCCCUGCAAGGAGUGAUGGCGUUUUUAAACAAUAUAGAUAUUUCCCCAACUUAUCUACUUACAAGCCACAUACCAUCUCCAGUGAUAGAUCUCGGAGAGUUUACUUGGAAUUUUCCUUGGGUGAUUUGGAGGAGGUUUGGGUUGCAGUCCUUAACAUCACCGGUCCUUUAUCAAGCUGGUCAUUUGCAGACAACAUGCUUCCAGAUCCUGAAACAGUGGAAGGUGGUCCGCCAUCCUACAUAUUGAGACUUAGUGGAACCAGCCAAGCAAACUGGACUUUCUGGUUAGAGGCCAGCAGUUCUGAUGAUUUAAGGGUGGAAGUUGCUGUUGUAGACCAAGUUUUAGAUGAUGAAGCACAGAGGUUGAAAGGCCUUUUCCCAGACUGGGCAGAUGUCACUGCUUAUUCUAGCUUUAUGUCCAGCUACAUUUUCUAAUCCUCUGGAUUUUUGAACUUCCAAUGUAUAAACUUUGCCCGAAAAUUAUAUAGACCCAGAUGAUAACCAUCGCAAA